UGGGCGGAGAAGGUUUGGUCCUACGACGCCACCGUCUCCCGGCGGCUGCGGCAAGCGUCAUGGCGGCGGUUCUCUCAAUGUCAACGGCUCUGAGGCACCUUGUCAUGAGGAGCGGGGUGGCCGCGGUCUGGUUGAUGCCGGCCAGGUCACUGAGCACUUCCACAUGGCGGCUGGCACAGGACCAAACUCGAGACACGCAACUCAUCACAGUUGAUGAAAAAUUGGAUAUCACUGCCUUAACUGGUGUUCCAGAUGAGCACAUCAAAACCAGAAAAGUCCACAUUUUUGUUCCAGCACGUAAUGCAAUGCAAGCAGGAGUUAACAAUACAAAGAAAUGGAAGAUGGAAUUUGAUAACAGGGAGCGCUGGGAGAACCCCUUAAUGGGCUGGGCAUCUACAGCGGAUCCUUUAUCCAACAUGGUUCUUACUUUCUCUACUAAAGAAGAUGCCAUUGCCUUUGCUGAAAAAAAUGGCUGGAGCUAUGAUGUUGAAGAGAAGAAGAUUCCAAAACCUAAAUCCAAGUCUUAUGGUGCAAACUUUUCUUGGAACAAAAGAACCAGGGUGUCUACAAAAUAGGUUGGCAUCGUCUGACUGACUGUGAAUAAAGUCAGCUGUGAUAUAUUUAUAGUCCCAUGUAUAAUACAUCUCUUAAUCUCCUAAUAAAUUUGACCUUUAAACUACA
Messenger RNA from Colius striatus (speckled mousebird), 681 nucleotides. RefSeq names its product NADH:ubiquinone oxidoreductase subunit S4 (gene NDUFS4). The transcript is spliced from 5 exons. The record is from RefSeq and is a predicted model, not a curated record. Gene Ontology annotation, biological process: electron transport chain. The coding region runs from base 60 to 575 and encodes 171 amino acids. NCBI's taxonomy places the organism in Eukaryota, Metazoa, Chordata, Aves, Coliiformes, Coliidae.